AUGGCGUACAGCUUAUCGCAGUCGUACUUCGGCGCGAACUUGAUUUCAGACUUCAACUUUAUCAACUAUGCCGACCCAUCCAACGGCUUCGUAAGGUACCAGAGCCAGCCCGACGCCCUUGCAAAGGGCCUCUACUUCAUCGACCCGGACACGCAGGCCGUGACGCUGGGCGUGGAUAACAAGAACACGUACGGCCUCGGCGACGGACGGCCGAGUUUGAGGCUAGAGAGCAAGAGGCAGUACAACCAUGGACUGUUUAUCGGUGAUUUCGCGCACAUGCCGCCGUCGGUUUGUGGGUUGUGGCCUGCGUUCUGGAUGUAUGGACCGGACUGGCCUACAAGCGGAGAAAUUGAUAUCAUCGAGGGCGCGAACCAGGCUACAAAGAAUAUCCUCUCCGGACACACUACAUCAGGAUGCCGUAUCCCAGACUCCCCCGCAGCCGCCGGCCAACCUCUCCUCCUCGACUGUGAAAGCCCAGGUGUAUGUAGUCUCCUCAGUGAAGCCCACGGCCCCUUGUGUAUUCAUCAUUUGACCACCAACAACGCCGGCUGCAACUACCUUCCCCCCGCCUCGGACACACACACCUACGGAGACGCUUUCAACGCAGUCGGCGGCGGCGUCUACGCGCUCGAGUGGACCUCGGAGGCCAUCAGUAUCUGGCACUGGCCGAGGCAGAGCAUCCCGGACGAUAUUGUUGCCAAGAACCCGGACCCGUCCGGCUGGGGCCUGCCAUCUGCGCUGUUUGGGACGUCGUCGUGUGAUGUAGACACAUACUUUAAGGAUAUGAGUAUUGUGAUUCAGACAAACUUUUGCGGUGAUUAUGCUGCCAACAUCUGGGGCAAGGACGGGGACACCUGUAAUCAGCGGGCGCCGACGUGCGUCGAGUACGUGGCGAACAAUCCUACCGCAUUCGCAAACGCAUACUGGGAAGUCAACUACAUCGACGUCUACGAACAAGGCCUCGCCACGAACACCACCGCCAGCCCGUCCGAGCCGACGACAACGACAACGGUCCAGACCACAUCGACAAUCUACACCACGGUACCGAACCCUGCCACUAUCGUGACGAGUUUCACGCAAAACGGUACUGUCAUCGUGUCCACCGCCACAAUGCAGUCCUCCCAGGUCUCGUCCGUCGUCCUGUCCACCGUCGUGGGACCGACCGCCACCGCGCCGCCGAGCCCCUCGACGGACCCCGUAGUCCCAGGGCGCGAGCCGGCGACGAUUGGGGAAUAUGCGUAUCUCGGCUGCUUCGGCUCCGGGACCGGGUUUCAGAGCUUCUUGCUCAAGGCCUCGGCGGCGGAUAUGACGCUCGGCAAGUGUAUUGAUCUCUGCAGACCCGGGAAAUACGCCGGUGUCCGCGAAAGCGAAUGCUUCUGCGCAGACGACCUCGACCCAGACACCAGAGCAACGACAGACCGCGCCCUCUGCAACAGCCCCUGCCCAGGAAACAGCACCCAGCUCUGCGGCGGCACCACAAGCACCCCAGCCACGAAGCCAAAGCGAGACACCCUCCCGCCGUCCUUCUCCUCGAACCCCCACCGCCGCCUCAUGCACCUCCACCUCCACCGCCGCGCCGCGCCCUCAACCUACCUCUUGUCAGUCUACGCCCGUCUCACAGACGAAGUACCCCCCAACGCCCCGCCCCUGGGCGACCCGGAACCCCAUACCCCACCCACAUCGACGCUCGUCACGACGGUGACGUACACCACCGUCUGCGCCACCGACGCGGCGCGCCUGACGCCCGCGGAGCACUGUACCACGAUCCUGGUGCCGGGGUGCAACAAGUACUGCGGCGGUGACGGGAUGCAGCCCGCGGCCGUGAGCGUGCCGAUGACGACGACGGUGGCCUCGUGCGCCGGGUGUGGUGCCGAUGGCGCGGACCGUGUGACGCUUACGGUGCCGUUUUUGGUGCUUGCGGUGCCGGGCACCGGGGCCGGAGCCGGAGCCGGGACGUCGACGGGGUAUUGGCCCACUGGAUCGGUGACUGGUGCGGCGGCGACGCCGCCCGCGACCGGGAGACCCACUCCGUCGAUGGUGUCUGUUAGUGCAGGGGCGUCCGUGGCGGAGGUGAACUUUGGUGGGAAUUGUGGAUUUGACGUCGAGGCGACGUGCGACUCGGUGGGCUGGUUCCCGGUGCAUAUUGGCGGCGCAUUUGGUCUCUCUCUUUCUCACUUCUUUCUAUCUUUCUGCUUGGUUUCUUUCGUUGAUUUCCCCCACCACGUUCAUUAG
Molecule: messenger RNA, 2232 nt
Organism: Colletotrichum lupini
Lineage: Eukaryota; Fungi; Ascomycota; Sordariomycetes; Glomerellales; Glomerellaceae
Product: mixed-linked glucanase
Exons: 9
Coding region: 1-2232 (743 amino acids)
Biological process (GO): glucan catabolic process
Molecular function (GO): hydrolase activity, hydrolyzing O-glycosyl compounds
Source: RefSeq, a predicted model, not a curated record